Cyprinus carpio (common carp) is the source of this 932-nucleotide messenger RNA. Its product is annotated as mitochondrial import receptor subunit TOM20 homolog. Lineage: Eukaryota; Metazoa; Chordata; Actinopteri; Cypriniformes; Cyprinidae. The record is from RefSeq and is a predicted model, not a curated record. Gene Ontology annotation, biological process: protein import into mitochondrial matrix; tRNA import into mitochondrion; protein targeting. Gene Ontology annotation, molecular function: transmembrane protein transporter activity. Gene Ontology annotation, cellular component: mitochondrial outer membrane; mitochondrial outer membrane translocase complex.
GGAGCUUGCGUCAUCAUCAGAGGGGUCCUUUCGCCGCUGUGUGAGCACGUGCCCUGCAGAAGCCGCAGAAGAUCUCCGGUAACGGCGCCGCGAUGAUGGGCGGCAAACCGAGCGCGAUCGCCGCGGGGGUCUGCGGCGCGAUCUUCAUCGGGUACUGUGUCUAUUUCGACAGAAAACGACGCAGCGAUCCGAACUUCAAAACUAGACUGCGUGAACGGAGGAAGAAGCAGAGAGCUGCUCAGAAUAAAUCUGGACUCGCUGAACUGCCAGAUCUUAAAGAUGCGGCAGCCGUGCAGAAGUUCUUCCUGGAUGAGAUCCAGCUCGGCGAGGAGCUGCUGGCGCAGGGAGACUACGAGAAGGGUGUUGAUCACCUGACCAACGCCAUCGCCGUCUGCGGCCAACCACAGCAGCUCCUGCAGGUGCUCCAGCAGACUCUGCCUGCACCCGUCUUCCAGAUGCUGCUCACCAAACUGCCCACGAUCAGUCAGCGGAUAGUAAGCUCUCAGAGUCUGGAGGAAGAUGACGUGGAGUGAAGCUCUUUGAUUCACGGUCCUCCUGAUCGCUGCACUCUCUCUCUGUUCAUAGUUUGCAGUAUCAUAGUUCAUAUAAAGAGCUGCUGUUUUUCAUUCCAAACAUGAUUUCUAAUAACAAUAACAGAUCUUUGAAUACAAACGAAAGCAUCCAAGUAUGAGUUGAAUAUAUUACUGAUUAUAAGGUCAUCAUGUUACAGACAGUCGUUUUUGGAUAUUUCACGUUUAGGGGUUAAUCAUAUAUUAGGACGGCUGAUCUAUCUGCAAUGUAAUCAGAUGUUUUUGUGUAUCAAUCGUUUUGAGUGUGAAAGUGUUUUGGGCACAUUUGUAAUUUGUAUGCACUGAACUUUAAAUAAUGUUUUUUUGUUUUUUUUUUAAUUAUUCAUUAAAUACUUUAAUCAA